Molecule: messenger RNA, 1705 nt
Organism: Drosophila hydei
Lineage: Eukaryota; Metazoa; Arthropoda; Insecta; Diptera; Drosophilidae
Gene: Gpdh1
Product: glycerol-3-phosphate dehydrogenase [NAD(+)], cytoplasmic
Exons: 7
Coding region: 230-1291 (353 amino acids)
Biological process (GO): carbohydrate metabolic process; glycerol-3-phosphate catabolic process
Cellular component (GO): glycerol-3-phosphate dehydrogenase (FAD) complex; cytosol
Molecular function (GO): protein homodimerization activity; glycerol-3-phosphate dehydrogenase [NAD(P)+] activity; NAD binding
Source: RefSeq, a predicted model, not a curated record
GAUAGUCUAUCGGUGCAUAGUCUUGCAAAUACGCGUUUACUAAAUAGUAUUUAUUAAACGUGCCGUGGUUUCGACGUGUCAGUUCGUAGUAAAUAAUUCGCAAGUGCUAGUCGCCAGUUCAAUAGAGUCUGACACGCGUACAAAUCAAUCACCGAAGUAAUAUACACUUUGCCAUACAACAACAACAACAGCGACUACAACAACAAAUACAAUAACUAAUAACAGCAGCAUGGCGGAAAAAGUAAAUGUUUGCAUUGUUGGCUCCGGCAACUGGGGUUCGGCCAUAGCAAAAAUCGUGGGCGCCAAUGCAUCCGCAUUGCCGGAGUUUGAGGAGCGCGUCACAAUGUUCGUCUACGAGGAGAUGAUUGAUGGCAAGAAGUUAACGGAAAUUAUCAAUGAAACUCACGAGAAUGUUAAAUACUUGAAGGGCCACAAACUCCCACCAAAUGUGGUGGCUGUGCCCGAUCUGGUUGAGGCUGCCAAGAAUGCCGAUAUACUAAUUUUCGUAGUACCCCAUCAGUUCAUACCAAAUUUCUGCAAGCAGUUGCUGGGCAAAAUCAAGCCAAAUGCCAUUGCCAUAUCCCUGAUCAAGGGCUUCGAUAAGGCUGAGGGCGGUGGCAUUGAUCUUAUUUCCCACAUAAUCACCCGCCACUUGAAGAUACCAUGCGCUGUGCUAAUGGGCGCUAAUCUGGCCAACGAGGUGGCCGAGGGCAACUUUUGCGAGACGACAAUCGGCUGCACUGACAAAAAGUACGGCAAGGUGCUGCGUGAUCUCUUCCAGGCCAAUCACUUCCGCGUCGUGGUCGUCGAGGAUGCCGAUGCCGUUGAGGUCUGCGGUGCUUUGAAGAACAUUGUCGCCUGUGGCGCUGGCUUCGUGGAUGGCCUUAAGCUGGGCGACAACACCAAGGCAGCGGUCAUUCGUCUAGGUCUUAUGGAAAUGAUACGUUUCGUCGACGUCUUCUACCCAGGCAGCAAGCUCUCCACUUUCUUUGAGAGCUGCGGUGUGGCGGAUCUCAUUACGACGUGUUAUGGUGGUCGCAAUCGUCGUGUCUCCGAGGCUUUUGUCACAUCGGGCAAAACAAUUGAGGAGCUCGAGAAGGAAAUGCUCAAUGGCCAGAAAUUGCAGGGUCCGCCCACUGCCGAGGAAGUUAACUAUAUGUUGAAAAACAAAGGCUUGGAGGAUAAAUUCCCACUGUUCACAGCCAUACAUAAAAUUUGCACAAAUCAACUUAAGCCUAAAGAUUUAAUUGAUUGCAUACGCAAUCAUCCAGAGCAUAUGCAAACUUUGUAAAAUAGUAAUUACAAAUUUUUAAACGUUUUUAUGCACCAAAAAAACUAAAGCAAAUAAAAUGCAAAUCAAGAGUAAAUAGCUAAUUUUUCAGCACACGUUUAAGAAUCCACAGAAGCAACUCAGUUAACUAUUUCUACCCAGCCAACGACAAGAAUGUGUAUAGGUUGUUAAUUUAAUGUUAAAUAUAUUAAAUAUCCAACGCAUAUCCAGCGAACCACAGAGAAACGAACAAACAAACCAAUCUUGAAGUCUGCCUUUUCUUUUAACUUAGUUAAUAAAAAUAUAAUUGAAAGUAGCGAGAAAUGUGCGCAUGUACCUAAAAGACAAUUGUAAAUACCAACAUUGAAUUUUACGAUUACAAAUACAAAAACAACAAAGGCGUAAUAAAUGGGAGAGUAAUGGUUUAAUUUAAAA